This is a messenger RNA of Camelina sativa (false flax), 1527 nucleotides long. The record is from RefSeq and is a predicted model, not a curated record. NCBI's taxonomy places the organism in Eukaryota, Viridiplantae, Streptophyta, Magnoliopsida, Brassicales, Brassicaceae.
AUGAGGGAAGAAGUAAACCCUAAUUUGAGCUACGUCCCUUCUCAUCUCCUGAAAGAGAUAUUUUUGAGACUUCCCUUAAAAUCUCUUGUCAAAUUCAAAACUGUGUCAAAAGAAUGGAGAUCGAUACUGGAAUCAAAUAGGUUCGUGGAGAUGCACCUGAGUUUUCAAAAAUCUGACAAGAGCUGCCAGAAAAUCCUGGCCGCUCACCACUGCUACUGCGGCGCCCCCCUUCCAUAUGUCCUCCCCGGGGUACGUUUCAAAGGGGAUGACGAAGAGGUUGUCUAUUUGCACUGCGAGUCGACAAGACCGUCGAUGAGUUGCGACGGUUUGGUUUGCAUCCCUGAACCAGGUUGUGUCACCGUUUUGAAUCCCUCGACUGGACAACUCAGGCGAUUUCCUUCCGGCCCUGAUCCCGUACCCUCGGGUAAUUGGGCGAUGGGGUUCGGAAGAGUCAAAGGUACGGGGAGUUAUAAAGUAGUGAGGAUGUUCUUUAAUCCUAACCAUUACGAGAUUCUUGAUGUCAACAUUGGUGAAUGGCGAAAACUUAGUCCACCUCCUUACGAGGUGGACGCGGGACGAAGAUCGGCUUGUGUGAAUGGGUCAAUCUACUGGUUAAACAUUUGGCGGGGUUGUAAGUUACUUGCCUUGGAUCUUCACACGUUAGAGUUCCAUGAUGUCCCACUUCCAGCGGGUAUGAGAUUCAAGAUGGAAACUCAGAUAGUGAAUCUUGACGACCAUCUAGCCAUAGCCACAACAAGAUUGAAUAGUGAUCCUGAAUGGCAACUAGAUAUAUGGACCAUGGAUGCAGGAGAAAGAUGGAGCAAGACUUACUCCAUUAGUUUAGCUUCUCUAGGUAUUAAGCCACAGGAGCCAAGGUGGUUCAGGCCGGUGAUAGUUUCUAAAGAUGGUAAUGUUGUGAUCUAUGACGAUAAGAAAAAGGCCUUGUUCAGAUGUUAUCAACGUCCAGAUACAAUCCGUCAGAUAUUCUCAUAUAAUUGUGUUAUAUCUCCUUAUCUCGAAAAUAUGGUCCGACUUCAGAAUGAACAAGUAGAAUUAAGGCUUGCAUGCAUCCUCGAGGAUGGGAUUGCUUUUGUUGCUCAUGUUGUAUCAUCAUUCCAACCAAGAGUUUACAAGUUUUUAUGCAAGGGAAAAGUAUAUAGUCAUGAUUUUACGAACCCAUGUGUUGUCGUCCUCAUUCUCGCUCCUGAUGAUUUUUGGAGUGUUUGUACCUGCACUCACCAUAAUUUUGAUACUGUCGGCCGUGAGAGCCUUGUUUCGUCGCCUACUCCAUGCGCAAUGACCGCAACCGAGGUUGAGGGCCGCAUUACUUUCGGACGUUACUUAUUUGAAGGCGUAAAAAACAAAGGUAUCAAAGUUGAUGAGGGAAGGCAAUUAUAUGAUUUCAUUGGCGCAGUGAAGAGUAAAUCUUGCUGCAACAAACUCAUCACUUCAUGUUGUCGUAGUCCUGCUCCUGCUCCACAGCCUUUUGCUCCUGCUCCUCAGCCUUCUGCUGGAUUAUAUUAUUAA